UCUCACGAUCCAAAUUUCCAAACCCUCGCCCCCAAAAUACCAUGCCGCCGCCGCCGGUACCAUGGCUGCCAGACAGCCUCCUCGAGGAGGUCUUCCUCCGCCUGCCGCCAGAUGAGCCGGCGUGCCUCGUGCGCGCCUCCCUCGCCAAUAAGCUCUGGCUUGGCCUCCUCUCCGGCGCUCGAUUCCGCAGCCGCUACUGUGAGUUCCAUGGAGAUGCACCCAUGCUGGGAUUCCUUUAUAACACGCUGUCAGACUCUGGCUCGGCGCAGGAAGAUGACGUCCCACUCUUCUUCUCCACCACGAAAUUCGGCGCGCGCAUUCCCUUCAACCACUGGAAGGACUACACGGCGUGUGACUGUCGUCAUGGCCGUGCCCUCCUUUGUGAUGAGUAUGCGGGACACGAGGAGCUCGUCGUUUGGGACCCCGUGACGGGCUGCCGGACGGACCUGGACGCGCCCUACGAUGUGUUCGACAGCUAUGGGGCGGCGGUGCUCUGCGCCGUGAGCGGUUGUGACCAUCGAGCGUGUCACGAGGGCCCCUUCCAGGUGGCCUUCGUCGGCACGAAAGAUACUGAAGUUGGUUGUGUUAUACACUCGUUCGUGAGUAAUCCGUCGUCUUAUUCUCAUAGGAGUAAUUGUGAUGAGGAUGAGUGGGUCGAGACAUGCAAUCUUGAACUUGCAGGUCAGCAUGGAUGCAUUGUGCUAAUGCGCCCUGUCCUCGUCAACGGCGUACUCUACUUCAUGUUUUUCCUUAGUGGUGAAGAUGACAUAGCCAUUCUGUGCUACGACUUGGGCUCUCAAGCCUUAUCACUGAUUCAUCUACCGGACUUAGGCUCUAACGGCCUAUCACUGAGUGACGGCUCCUCUAUGCUCAUAGAGAAUGUGGAUGGCAGUCUGGGUUUUGCAUAUAUGCACAGGUUAAUCCUAUACCUGUGGUCAAGGCAAAUGAGUUCCGUCGGAGCUGCAUCAUGGACUCAACAUAGAGUCAUCGAUCUCAAGGAAAGUCUCCCCAUUCAAAACCCCGAGGAAGGACCUGACUUGAUGGGAUCUGUGGAGGGCAGGGACAUCAUUUUCGUGACCACAGACCUUGGUAUCUACCAGAUCAAUCUCAACACACUAAGAUGGAAGAAGAUAUGGAAGAGAGAAGAAUUCCCUACUCUGAUUCCGUACAUGAGUUUCUACAACCCACGAGAAAAGGUGAGCCCCAGUGAUGCGAUUCAUUGAUAAUGCAUGGUCGAAUAUGCUUAAGGGUAGGAUAACCAACUUGGAGGUGACUGGCGAUGAAUUAUGUCACUGUUCAGUAGAUGAUUUGGUGCAGUGGUGCUUGUUUUCUCAUUAUGUUUUUGGGUUUUGUCGGCAAACUUUAUUUGAAGAUUUUGAGACACCAUUGAAUGUAAUUCCUGUACUUGAAGACAUGGUAUUUAUUUUGUUUGGAAAACAUUGAAGUUCAUAGGCAAAACUCACUCCAUUGGUAAAUCCUUACAAUGAGUAGCACUGAACUGAAACUAUUCUGCCGAAAAAAGAGAGGAGAUGAUUUAAAAAAAAAAAAUUGAACCAUGUGCACGUACAUCUAUUAUAACGAGUAUUGUAACAGCCCUGGGUUUUCCUCUUAUUAAAAAUUGAUUGCAGAGGGGGAUUCACCCUUCUCUAAAGUUUAUCAUUUUAAAAACUCCACAGUUUGCUCUUCCAGCUCUGAUCCAUUCUUUAAAUUCAUCUCGUACCAUUGCUGAGCAGAUGAUGAAAGUAUAUCUAGAGUUAGUGGUUUUGUCAUCCAAGAAUUGAUAUAAUGAUGAUUUCUGCAUGAUGGCCUGCUGAUGUAUCCUAAUUAAUCUUGUGGGUUUAAUUAGUGGUACCUGUCACCCUAAAAAAGGUUAGUGCUGAUGUUACUGUAGUUGUUGUUUUAGCAAGCAAUGUUACUGAAGAGCAUAGCAUGGAAACUGAAUCUUUAGCCAUAUGUUUAGCGAAGUACAGGAUAUGCAAACUACAUGUCUGCUUGAUGAUCUCAUAUUCUCAUACAUGUUUUCAUUGCUUCAGCAGGUCCAGAAAACUGCCAGGUACUUGUUGAAUACUUUUGGCCUACAGUGGACAUAAUAGUAGAUUGCAAUGUCCAUGUAGUGGGAUGGAAAUAUUCAUAUGUUACAAUGCAGUGAUCUGCAAUUCAGCGUCGGAGGCAGGUGCCACUGGGCAGCAAGAUCAACUGCGAAGAGCAACAAUGGAUGUUGAUGAUCAAUUGCCAUGAACAUUGCAGGUUUAAGUUUUUUACAGAGGCCUCUCUGAAUCAACAACAUGAUUAUGGCAAGCUGUCUUGCUGUCAGCUCUCCUCUUAAUGCACUAGUUCUCUUCAGUUGUCCAUUGUGAUUAGCUGACUUGAACAUAAUUUUGCUAGAGACUUUGGAAAAGGCUGUCUAUUAACCCCUCUGCAUGCUGUACUAGUUCACUUCGGCUCAGGGCUAUGCAGUGCCCAAUG
Molecule: messenger RNA, 2466 nt
Organism: Triticum aestivum (bread wheat)
Lineage: Eukaryota; Viridiplantae; Streptophyta; Magnoliopsida; Poales; Poaceae
Exons: 2
Coding region: 42-1223 (393 amino acids)
Molecular function (GO): protein binding
Source: RefSeq, a predicted model, not a curated record